GUCCUGGAUGUGUUUACCGUCAGGAGCUUUAAAUGCAGGCAGAGCAGCUGAAGGUCACACACACACAUCUGAGCGGUGAACAUGAAGCUGCUGCUGGGUUUGUGUUCGGCUCUGCUGCUGCUGCUGGUUCUGACUGGAAGAUGCUCGGCACAGAGACCGCAUCGAUGCCGAACUCCAGCGCUGCUGUCUGGCAGUAUGAGCGUGAGCGCUCGAGACGGGCAGGACUGGGCGGUUGCUAAAUAUCGCUAUGAUGCUAUCGGCCAGCGCAUCCGUUUAUGGGAGUUUGGUCAAGUUCAGAGCAGAUCAUUCCAUGCCAAUAUGCUGUUCCUGUUUCGAGAGGCUGUGGUCUACACCAUCGACUACAAGAACCGGACGUGUCAGAAGAAUCCUCUCCAUGCAGACUUCCACCCCUCACACAUUCCCCAUAAUGCCUCGCUGCUGUCGCAGGUGAUUCUGGGAGGGUCGUCGGCGCCAGGUGAAGGUCUGCUGGUCAACACCUGGACGGGAGACGUACCUGAGACUGGAGGUAAAUAUCUGGCCACGGUCACAGAGUUCGGAUGCAUCCCGGUGUCGACGCUUUACUACACGGCCAAGUCUGGAUGGGUCGUUACGACCUACUUUAAUGCCGUGACGGGGAUCGAGGACCCGGAGCAGUUCUUUCCUCCUCCAUUCUGCGCCGAUGCAGACACCGAAGAGGAAGAACUCGAUUUCUUCAGCGCCUUUAUCUGAGAAAUCUGCUUAACACACUGUUACACUCGUGCUAUUGUGAUUUUAACCACUUUGAACCAAUGAACGUCUUCAGAAUGCUUUUGUUAAUUGUGUAGUUUUAAAUGCUGUUGCGCACCUAACGCAUAUACGAUCAAAAGCACUUUAAUCAUUUACAAAAAUAAGGAAAAUAAAGUUGUUUUUUUCCUCAAA
Messenger RNA from Sinocyclocheilus rhinocerous, 918 nucleotides. RefSeq names its product ependymin-like 1 (gene epdl1). The coding region runs from base 82 to 729 and encodes 215 amino acids. The transcript has 6 exons. Gene Ontology annotation, molecular function: calcium ion binding. NCBI's taxonomy places the organism in Eukaryota, Metazoa, Chordata, Actinopteri, Cypriniformes, Cyprinidae. The record is from RefSeq and is a predicted model, not a curated record. Gene Ontology annotation, biological process: cell-matrix adhesion. Gene Ontology annotation, cellular component: lysosome; extracellular region.